AAGCUCAUCUCACGAUUCAGUUCGAUCCAAUCCGCUCACAGUGAAGGUUGUGGCAUUAUGUUGAACAUUGGAAUUAUCGGUGGUGGAAUCUGCGGCUUCAGCUGUGCCGUGAAAAUUAAAGAGCAUUAUCGAGAUAAAGCCAAAGUAACUGUUAUAUCGGACCAAUUUACACCCAAUACAACUGGAGAUAUAUCGGCUGGCCUUUGGGGGCCAAUCUACUGCGGAGACACUAGUGAAAGGGAUAUAGUUCGAUGGUCAAAAGGAAUGCACGAUUUCUUGCAUGAAUUAUGGUUGACUGACAAAGCCGGCGAGGCUGGUGUUUGCUUGGUCCCAUGCAUUCGUGCUACAACAGAUCUAAACGGUUUGAAGCCUUACUGGGAUGAUGUGGUUUUUGGCUUUUCCAAGUUCACACAGCAGGAGGUGGAUCGUUUAAAUAAGGAGCAAAACAAAGACUACAAAGAGGCUUGUCGGUUUGUUACAUUCACUUCUGAGCCAAUGAAAUUACUGCCAUAUCUAACGAAACGAUUUGAGAGUUCAGGUGGAAUUGUAACUCAAAGAAAAGUCUCAUCAUUGGCUGAACUAGUGAAGGAUUCUCAAUUUGAUGUUAUCAUCAACUGCACCGGCCUGGGGGCGAAAGAAUUUGUUCCUGAUGAUUCUAUGCACGCUAUUCGCGGGCAAGUGAUUCGAGUUGCGGCUCCGUGGGUUUAUUGUGUGCUGUUGGACGAUAGCGACGAUGGAAAUUAUAUAAUUCCAAAUGUGGAUACAGUAGUUUUGGGCGGGACACAUCAAGUUAAUGACUACAAUACAACGCCUGAUGCCGGUGAUCGAAAGCUGAUUUUAAAUGGUUGCAGACAAUUGAUGCCAGGAAUCGUUUGUGGACGCGAAAUUCGCGAGAUGGUGGGACUCCGACCAGGGCGAUCUUCAGUUCGCUUGGAGAUAGAGCCAACCGCCAAUGGAAAGCUCGUCAUCCACAACUAUGGACAUGGCGGAAGUGGGGUUACUCUCGCUUGGGGAUGCGCUGUAGACGUUCUAGACUUGUUAGUAAACAACACAAAAAGCAAACUUUAAUUGGUAAAACGCGUACCUUUCAUUCGAUACACGCGAAUGAUCCUUUAUUAUGAUAAUAAUGAGAUUUUAGGAGGCUGUCUGAAAAGCCCUAUUGAUUAAAAA
Messenger RNA from Hermetia illucens (black soldier fly), 1170 nucleotides. It is a transcript of the gene Daao2, whose product is annotated as D-aspartate oxidase. The record is from RefSeq and is a predicted model, not a curated record. NCBI's taxonomy places the organism in Eukaryota, Metazoa, Arthropoda, Insecta, Diptera, Stratiomyidae. The transcript is spliced from 5 exons. Gene Ontology annotation, molecular function: FAD binding; D-amino-acid oxidase activity. The coding region runs from base 58 to 1068 and encodes 336 amino acids.